AUGGCGGCGCUGCCCGGGCUGCGGCAGGAGGCGGCGGCGCUGGCGGGCGCGGUGCGCGGCGCGUUGGGGCCGCGGGGCGGGCGGGCGCUGCUGGUGCGGCCCGAUGGCCGGGUGCUGCUGACGCGGGACGGGCGGCGCCUGCUGGAGGCGCUCAGCCUGCAGCCGCCCACGGCCAGGGCGAUGGCGGCCUGCGCCUGCCGCCACCAAAGCGCGACGGGGGACGGCGCCAAGACCUUCGUGCUGCUGCUGGCCGCCGUGUUGGGCGCGAUGCGGGAGGGCUCCCCGCGGCGGGCGGCGCGGGCGCUACCGGCCUUCGAGCGGCGGGUGCUGGAGCGCGCCGUGGCGAGGGGCCUGCGGCCGCACCUCCGCACCGCCUUCCCCGCGGGCGGGCCGGAGGCGGAGCUGGAGGCGGCGGCGCUGGAGGCGCUGCUGGAGGCUUAUCUGCGGGGCCGGCUGGGGCCGGGCGAGCGGCGCGCCGUGGCGCUGCUGGGCUGCGAGCUGUGCGCCCGCUGCGGGGCGCGCCGCCCGCCCGCGCUGCGCCUCCUCUGCCGCCGCUUCGCGCAGCUGCACGCCGCCGCCUCCGGGCUGCCCCUCGCCCGCUCCAGGAUCCUGCCCGGCGUCCUGCUCCGCAGGGACUUCGCCGUCUACUGCCCGGCCGGCGACCGGCUGCGCGCAGUGCUGGUCACCCGCUGCCUGCGGCCCGUGCUCGCGGCACCCGGCGUGGAGUGCGCGGUGCGAUCCGAGCUGCAGCACCGGGCCGCGCUGCGCUGGUGCGGCGGGAGGACGGAGGCCGUGAUGGAGCGCCUGCGGAGCUGCGGCGUGAGGCUGCUGCUGUCCGGCGUGAAGCAGCACGAGGAAGUUAUCUACUACGCGAAAUUACACGGUGUGUCCGUGGUGGAGUGUUUGUCAUCGGAAGAAGUGGCCCUUAUCUCUGAAAUCACAGGAAUCUCGCCCUAUGACCCUGCCGGUGAUAGCGUGCAGAGGGAGAUCACAGAGGCUGCAGUGGUAACCUUCUGCCAGCCCCUGCUGCUGGGCUCCCAGCGGUACGCGCACAUUGGCUUCAGCAGCGCGGGCGCCUUCCAGCCCCACUGCCUGGUUCUGUGCGCUCCUGUCGAUGCCGUUAACGAGCAGCAUGCUGCCGCUCUGCACGGGGCCUUCACCAUGCUGCUGCAGCUCUUCAGAGAGGUGGGUCAGGAGUGCGGAGAUGAGAGCCGGAAUGGUGCCUCAGGUGUUGGGAGCGGGUAUUGUUCAGCUACUGAAACGCAGGUGGUGAUAGAAAGUAUUGCUUGUGGCAGCAGUCAGGUUUCUGAGCAUCAGCUGGGAGGCUGCAGGGGUGAAACAACAGCACAAAGUUCAGAUUUUGCUUCACAUGAAAGCGAACAUCCUGAUUGUACACCACCAGCCUCAGCUCCUGGCCCACACAGCAAGGAGCUGAAUGUCUGCACCGGUGGGACUGACUCAGCAGGGACACACAAACUGUGUGAGUGUGCAGAUGGGAUGAACGAGAGCCACCGAAGGCACCCAGUGGUGUGCAGUCACAGGAAUCACAGCACUGCUGUAGUCAGCACUGCUACCCUGUGUGAGCACCUAGGUGUCGAUAAAGGCUUAGAGAAGGCUGGCAGUGGUGUUACACAGAGUUGUCCCUGCUCCGUCCUAGAAGCAGGAUCAGUUCUGCCAGUAGGAGGUUACUUUGAAAUCCUGUUACAUUAUUAUAUUCGGCAUUAUGCAAAGCAGGUUCAGCAGUCAGCAGUUAUUGUCAUAUCUAAUGUAGUUGCUGAUGCUUUGUUAAGUAUUCCAAAGGCCUUAUAUGGAACAGAACGGAACGGCUUUACCAAGUUUUAUCUUGAAACCACAGAAGCACUCAGGAAGAAUCAGCCCCUGCCUGUGAAUGAGAAAGGCUUGGAAUCAGUGUAUUGCAAAUACCAGCUGGUAACUUCAGUUCUUCAUUGUGCUACAGAGCUUCUCAAUAUUGAUUUAAUCAUUGGUGUUAAGCGGCCACCACAGAAAAUUGAGGAUAAUGAUUCGGAUGACGAUUUCUGAAAUUGUAAAUAAAAAUGUUUUUGAUAGCGCGUUUCCCUGCAUCUUCUUCUCAAGUGAUCUCAAAUUUCAGUGCUGGAGACUAAAAGAUCUCUUUUUAGAUCCACAGACCUAACGUACUUCGUAGAAGUAGAGGCUGACAGUUGGGAUCUGUGUAGAUCUAUCUCCCUGCAGCCCGUGGGCACUGCACAGGGCAGAUCUCCACUUGCGCCACGGAGGAGCCUGCAGUGCACCAGGAUGAGGCCUGAAGGAGGCACUGCCCGUAGAUGCACCCCUGCAGGAGCACCCUGUGCUGGAGCUGCAGCCUGUGGAGAGGGGCCCGUGGUUGGGCAGGAGGGUUGGGGGAGCCACCGCUCAUGGGGACAUGGGCUGGAACAGUGCACUUCUGAAGGUGGGCCCUGUGUUAGGGGCUCUGUUGGAACAGAGCUUGGGGAGCUGUGGCCUGUGAGAAGGACACCUGGAGGCAGGCAGGGAGCGGCCAGGCCUGACUGGACUGACUGCAGCCCUGCUUCCCUGCACUGCUUGCAAGGAGGAAACAGUAGAACGAAGGCUGAAGCUGAGUGAAAACGGAAAGGGCUGAAGGUGUCAUCAGUUUGUUGUUUUUUUUGUUGUUAUCGUUUUCACUGUCCUGCUUUGUUAUUAAUUGGCAAUAAAUUAAAUUAAUCUUCCUCAAACCAAGUCUGUUUUGUACGUGACAGUAAUUAGUGAGCAGGCUCCCUCCCUAUAGUCCCAUGGUGUUCCCAAUUUCUACUCCAUCCUGCUGAGGGAGCACCUCGAUGUUCAUUGAAGAGAUUUAUUUAAGGAAGAACAAGGGACAGUAAUUUUUUCUUCUAGUAGAAUAAUUUCUGAUAUGUGCAGAAGAGUGGGUGUGGAAUUAAACACAGAGGAGAGAAAAUUACACUCCUGACAGCUCAGUAAUGCAACAACUGGCCCAAGCUGAGCCCACAGAGCUCCCUGCUCAGACAGGCCCAGAGCUGGGAGCUGCUUGCUGGCAUUAUUUUAUACCAUUAUUACAUCUGCACAAUUACAUAAAACUUUUUUUUUUUCUUUUUUUUCUUUUUUUUUCUAACAAUUCUUUCAUCUGGCACCUGACCCAUCUCUGGUAAAAGCUCUCGAGUCUGAUGGCUCUUUGAGUUGAGUGCUGUAUUUCAUUGACUUCCCUGCUAUUUUCUAUUUGUGAAUGAUCCAUUCUUACUUUUGAACCACAGUUUCCCCAGUUUUUCUUGAGAGUUCCCAAAAUGGUGCUCCUUUUCCUCAGAGAAUAUCAGGAAUAGUGUCUUUGCUGGGGUGGUACAUGUUUGGUACGUGGCCUUUCAGUUUCCAGCCCUGGGGUCUGAGUUGGGUGUGAGAGAUGCUCCGGGGGAAGAGCAGAAGAGCAGGAUCCCUCCUGGAGCCAACCCUUUCCCAAGGCAACCUGCUCAGCCUGGGCACCCUCUCACUGCUUCUUGGUACCUCCUCCUUCACUGCAAUUCUUUGUGUAGCUCUUCCAAAUUUUAGAGCUUUCUGUAAACGUAUUCACUCUUUGAGAGCUGACGUGGAGAUGAUUUUAAGACUGAUUUCUUGAUGUCGUGACAAGGACAAAUUCAAGACCCAAGGGGCCCCUGGGUUGGGAAUUUGGUGUUUCAAAGCCACAAGAAGCAGUAUGUCUAGAAGUGCACUAUGGUCAGAUCAACCUUAUGGGUUUUAUUUCUGGUACCAUGGCCUAGAGAGUUUUUCUGUUUGUGGUUGACUGUGGAUUUGUGUCCACACGAACUGGAAGGCAGGUCCGUGCUUGAAAUACAAGCAAGCACAGAGAGAAAUAAUGCACAGUGACACUAGAUCCACGUAGCAGUGGCUCUUGAGAAUGGGCGCAAGCGGUUCACCUGACGGUGCCAUCUGUCAUUUGGUGCUCUGGGUGGUGGUGGAGUCUCAGCACACUUCUGCGGGUGGCAGUUCCUGUGCUGACAGAGACAGGCCUGUGGGACGGCACUGAGACUGCCUGUAUUCCAGCAGCAUUCCUCCAUCCCUGCUCCUGCUGAGGAACCCCAGCGGCACGGCCAAGCACAAGUUCCCAUUUGGGUGGCUUAGUGAUGGCAUAAGCCGUCAGCCGCAUUCACCUGUUCCUACGUUUUAACAUGUUGAAUAUGCCUGAAUAGUUUAGCUAUAAAGGUGCAUUUUUGUUGCCUUUAAGCCGAAAGCUCCGAGGUUAACUUAAAACAGCACCAAAUGUCAAUGUGGUGUUUGUUGUACUGUGCUAACUUGCUAUGGUUUCUGUUGUUAUCUUUGUAACAGUCUUCCAGAGCCGACAGGUGGGUGAUUAAUGGUACCACAUGAGGAGAUUAAGAAAGAUUAUAUUCUUCACACGCAUGCAUCUCUGUAACUGAGAUAGAACUGUAUUCACUUCACCCUACUAGAUUUGCUUUUUGUAUAGCAGAUCUGCUAUUAACCAUAGAAACUUCCAAUUUUUUUUUUUUAAUUGAUAAAUUUUCUAUCAGUGUUUAGGUUAAUGUGUGUCCUCGUGUCUCUUUUUUCUUCAGCUUUAUAUCUCAAGCUAGAAACUAUUUUGGUAUUAAAGCAAGGAGCUGUUUGCAAUUUAAUUUCUUUACAUCUAAGGAAUAGGUAAAUAUUUCAGCCACCAUUAAGAACAGGUGUCAAGCAUGAACUUUGCUUACUAUGUAAUUUAUCUCACUAUUACUAUUAAGACUGAACAAAACGAGCACUAAUGUCAAAAUUUGUAAACAGCAGCUUUGGAAACGUGUUGGCUGCAAUUAACACAAUUAAAUUUAGCGUUUUGUAGCGUUUUGUGAGGCAGCAUUUGUAUCUUGUGAAUGAAGCUAGAAAUAGCCGCUUGGA
Molecule: messenger RNA, 4869 nt
Organism: Lagopus muta (rock ptarmigan)
Lineage: Eukaryota; Metazoa; Chordata; Aves; Galliformes; Phasianidae
Gene: BBS10
Product: Bardet-Biedl syndrome 10
Exons: 2
Coding region: 1-2040 (679 amino acids)
Biological process (GO): chaperone-mediated protein complex assembly
Molecular function (GO): ATP-dependent protein folding chaperone; ATP binding
Source: RefSeq, a predicted model, not a curated record